Heteronotia binoei (common prickly gecko) is the source of this 2465-nucleotide messenger RNA. RefSeq names its product protocadherin beta-16-like. NCBI's taxonomy places the organism in Eukaryota, Metazoa, Chordata, Lepidosauria, Squamata, Gekkonidae. Gene Ontology annotation, molecular function: calcium ion binding. The record is from RefSeq and is a predicted model, not a curated record. Gene Ontology annotation, biological process: homophilic cell-cell adhesion. The coding region runs from base 39 to 2465 and encodes 808 amino acids. Gene Ontology annotation, cellular component: plasma membrane. The transcript has a single exon.
GAAACUCAUCAAUAUUUGACCUCGGAGAAUCUGGCAGCAUGGAUGAUACUUUCAGGAUCAAGAAAGGUCUGUACCUUUUGUUCUUACUCUUUCUGUCUGGAGUGGUGUGUGUUUCAAUUCACUAUUCUUUGCCUGAAGAGAAGAAAAGUGGGUCUCUGGUGGCUAAUGUGCUGAAGGAUUUGAAACUGGGACCAGGGGAGCUGUCUGCUCGCAGAGCCCAGCUGGUUUCCAAAAGCAAUAAGCAACAUUUCCAGCUGGAUACCCAUUCUGGGAAUCUCUUUGUAAAUGAAAAAAUAGACAGAGAAGCUUUGUGUGGCAAGAUGGAGCCUUGCUUACUGUUGUCUGAAAUUGUGCUUCAAAAUCCUUUAAAAAUCUACAAAGUGGAGAUAGAGAUAAAAGAUGUGAAUGACAAUUCUCCUGAAUUCUCCAAAACUGAAUUUAAUCUAGAAAUCCCUGAGAAUGUUCCCACAAACACUCGAUUCCCCCUGGAAUCUGCCAAAGAUGCAGAUUUGGGUGAAAACAGUAUCCAGAACUAUACUCUCAGUUCCAGUGGGCAUUUCAGGCUGGAUGUACAAAGUGAUGAGGUUGGGAGCAAGUAUGUGGACCUUGUUCUGGAGACGUCGCUAGACAGGGAGAAGGAGGCUCAGUUUUUGCUGAUUGUCACAGCUGUUGACGGAGGGGUGCCACAGAGAACAGGGAAAGUUCAAAUAAAGAUUAAGGUUCUGGACAAUAAUGACAACUUCCCUCAGUUUACACAAUCUGAAUAUAAAGUGAAGCUUAAGGAAAACUGCCUUCGUGGUACCCUGGUGUCUAAAGUGAAAGCCAAAGAUUUGGAUUUUGGUUCAAAUGCACAGAUCUCUUAUUCAUUCUAUCGGGUGUCUGAGAAAAUAAUCCACUUGUUCCACUUGAAUGAAAACACUGGAGAAAUCACAGUUUUGGGUCCAAUUGACUAUGAAGAAGAAGCCAGCUAUAAUAUGAACAUCAAAGCAACAGAUGGAGGGGGACUUUCAGGCCACUGCAAGGUCUUGGUGGAGAUUGAGGAUGAGAACGACAAUGCACCUGAGAUAUCAGUCAUAAGUGUCACCAGCCCAUUAGCAGAAGACUCUCCCCUAGAUACGCUGGUCGUGCUCUUCAGUGUCACAGACCGAGACUCUGGAGACAAUGGAAGAACAUCCUGCUCUGUGGAGAUGAACUUGCCCUUUCUGUUAAAAAACACUGUGAAUAACUAUUAUCAACUGGUGACCCAGAGCCCACUGGAUAGAGAGAAGGUCUCUGAGUACAACAUCACCAUCUCAACUGCUGAUCGGGGCUUUCCCAAACUCAUUUCCACUAGAAUAAUUAGUGUUGAGAUCUCUGAUGUCAAUGACAACUCUCCAGUGUUUGAGAAGUCCAAGUAUGAAAUGCAGGUGUGGGAAAACAAUAUUCCAGGCCUGUUGAUGGGUUCGGUUCAUGCUGUCGAUUUAGAUGUGGAGCAGAAUGCCAAGGUGACCUAUUCUGUUGUGCCUGGAAAUGCCAGUGGUGAUCCUGUGGCCUCUUAUGUUUCCAUCAACUCAGAGACUGGGAAUAUGUAUCUUCUGAGAUCUCUGGAUUAUGAGCAGAUCAAGGAAUUCCAAGUGACAGUGAGGGCUUCAGAUGGGGGUUCUCCUCCACUGAGCUCAGAAGUUGUUGUUCGAGUUGUUAUCCUGGAUGAAAAUGACAAUGCUCCCUUCUUCCUCUACCCGCUUCAGAACAGCACCUCCCCCUGCAAUGAGCUGGUUCCCAAGUCAGUGGAGGCCGGUUACCUGGUUGCCAAGGUGGUGGCUGUGGAUGGGGAUUCAGGUCAGAACUCCUGGCUGUCCUAUGAAUUGCUGAAGGCCACAGAUCCUGGCCUUUUCAACAUAGGAGCCCAGAAUGGGGAAGUGAAGACCAGGAGACCACUGACAGAGCGAGAUACAAACAAGCAGAGACUGAUUAUCCUGGUGAGAGACAACGGCCACCCUCCCCAGAGCAGCACAGCAACCCUGAAUAUACUUCCUGUGGAUGGCUUUUCAGAUCCUUAUCUGAAUAUUGCAAGUGUCAGUCAGGAGGCCAGUGAAGAAGAUGGCUCCUUGACUAUGUACCUGGUGAUUUGCCUGGCUGCGGUGUCCUUUGUGUUCCUGAUCUGCAUCAUUGUGUUUGUUGUCAUCAAAAUAUACAAGAAGGAGUCCAGUUUUAUCACUGCCCUUCCUCAGUUCCCUCCUGCCUUACCUGAGAUCCCAGAAACUGGUGUUGAUUCUCAGAGUGGAUCCCUUUCCCGGACUUACCAAUAUGAUGUUUGCCUAACUGGCGGAUCUCUAAGCAGCGAUUUCAGAUUCCUUAGGCCUCUCAUUCCUGUUUUUUCUAUGGGGGACCCAACUGUUUCUGAGAAUCACAGGAUUUCUUCUAUCUCUCAAGAGACACCUGAUCAGGUGGAAAGUCAAAAACAAAGAGAACAGGUAAAUAAGUAG